AGUCUGUAUGAGCUACAGAGGACUCCACAGGUAGGGACCACGUUAAUGUAACACCUCAGUCUGUAUGAGCUACAGAGGACUCCACAGGUAGGGACCACGUUAAUGUAACACCUCAGUCUGUAUGAGCUACAGAGGACUCCACAGGUAGGGACCACGUUAAUGUAACACCUCAGUCUGUAUGAGUUACAGAGGACUCCACAGGUAGGGACCACGUUAAUGUAACAACUCAGUCUCUAUGAGCUACAGAGGACUCCACCAGUAGGAACCACGUUAAUGUAACACCUCAGUCUGUAUGAGUUACAGAGGACUCCACCAGUAGGGACCACGUUAAUGUAACACCUCAGUCUGUAUGAGCUACAGAGGACUCCACAAGUAGGGACCACGUUAAUGUAACACCUCAGUCUGUAUGAGUUACAGAGGACUCCACCAGUAGGGACCACGUUAAUGUAACACCUCAGUCUGUAUGAGUUACAGAGGACUCCACCAGUAGGGACCACGUUAAUGUAACACCUCAGUCUGUAUGAGCUACAGAGGACUCCACAGGUAGGGACCACGUUAAUGUAACACCUCAGUCUGUAUGAGCUACAGAGGACUCCACAGGUAGGGACCACGUUAAUGUAACACCUCAGUCUGUAUGAGUUACAGAGGACUCCACCAGUAGGAACCACGUUAAUGUAACACCUCAGUCUGUAUGAGCUACAGAGGACUCCACAAGUAGGGACCACGUUAAUGUAACACCUCAGUCUGUAUGAGCUACAGAGGACUCCACAGGUAGGGACCACGUUAAUGUAACACCUCAGUCUGUAUGAGCUACAGAGGACUCCACAGGUAGGGACCACGUUAAUGUAACACCUCAGUCUGUAUGAGCUACAGAGGACUCCACAGGAGGCCAUCACAGAUGGGCUGGAGAUCGCUGUGUCUCCCAGGAGCCUGCACAGUGAGCUGAUGUGUCCCAUCUGUCUGGACAUGCUGAAGAACACCAUGACAACCAAGGAAUGUCUGCACCGCUUCUGUGCCGACUGCAUCAUCACCGCCCUCAGAUCAGGCAACAAGGAAUGCCCUACGUGCAGAAAGAAGCUGGUGUCUAAGCGGUCCCUGCGGCCGGACCCUAACUUCGACGCCCUCAUCAGUAAGAUCUACCCCAGCAGAGACGAGUACGAGGCCCACCAGGAGAGGGUUCUGGCCCGCAUCUCCAAACACACCAACCAGCAGGCCCUGUCCCACAGCAUCGAGGAGGGCCUCAAGAUACAGGCCAAGAACAGGCUGCAGCGAGGGAAGAAGCACCAGCUGGAGAACGGGAGCGGGGCGGAGGACAAUGGUGACUCCUCCCACUGCAGCAAUGCCUCCGUCCACUCCAACCAGCAGGAGGCGGGGCCGAGCAUCAAGCGUACCAAGACGUCAGAUGACUCUGGUCUGGACAUGGACAACGCUACAGAGAACGGAGGAGGAGGAGACGUGGCCGUGGACGGAGCCAGCGAGAUAGAACUGGUGUUCUGUCCUCAUCCUACGCUCAUGGACAAGGACGACACCGUGCAGACCAGUGUUGAGUUUGUUCCCAGGUACAUCAAGACGUCGGGUAACGCCACAGUCGACCACCUGUCUAAGUACCUGGCUGUGCGUCUGGCCCUGGAGGAACUGAGGAAGAACGGAGAGGCCAGCCCUGUCAAUGUAGACGCUGCCUCCGAGAAACAAUACACCAUUUAUAUCCCUACAGCCAACGGCCAGUUCACGGUGCUGAACGGGUCUUUCUCUCUGGAGCUUGUCAGCGAGAAGUACUGGAAGGUGAACAAGCCCAUGGAGCUGUUCUUCGCCCCCACCAAGGAGCACAAGUAGACCAGCUGGAGUACACCUGGGGGGUAGACCGCCUGGAGUACACCUGGGGGGGUAGACCGCCUGGAGAACACCUGGGGGGGUAGACCGCCUGGAGAACACCUGGGGGGGUAGACCGCCUGGAGU
Molecule: messenger RNA, 1956 nt
Organism: Salvelinus fontinalis (brook trout)
Lineage: Eukaryota; Metazoa; Chordata; Actinopteri; Salmoniformes; Salmonidae
Product: E3 ubiquitin-protein ligase RING2
Exons: 7
Coding region: 946-1833 (295 amino acids)
Cellular component (GO): ubiquitin ligase complex; PcG protein complex
Molecular function (GO): ubiquitin protein ligase activity; chromatin binding
Source: RefSeq, a predicted model, not a curated record